Messenger RNA from Pseudophryne corroboree (corroboree frog), 2021 nucleotides. It is a transcript of the gene GPN2, whose product is annotated as GPN-loop GTPase 2. NCBI's taxonomy places the organism in Eukaryota, Metazoa, Chordata, Amphibia, Anura, Myobatrachidae. The coding region runs from base 261 to 1202 and encodes 313 amino acids. Gene Ontology annotation, molecular function: GTPase activity. Gene Ontology annotation, cellular component: cytoplasm. The transcript is spliced from 5 exons. The record is from RefSeq and is a predicted model, not a curated record.
CGUCAGAAGGUCCCUUCUCCCACUCCGAUAUAGAAUCAACCAAAACACAACACACCCAUCACCUAUCGGCUUCAACGGCAUCACACAGUGACAGUCACAGAAACAGGAAGUCUCCCGACCCAGCAUUUAAUUAGUCACAUGGUACAAAGAUGUUCGUCACGUUGAUGUGAUGUCACCGUAGCCGCUGCCCGCCUGCAGCUGCACAGUUAGGGACCACUAGCUGCUAACCUGCUGCUGCUCUGCACGGUGGUCACUCCAGCAUGGCGGUAGCCAGUGGUGGCGAGCAGCGGCCGCUACUCGGCUUCGGGCAGGCAGUGAUCGGUCCCCCUGGCUCCGGGAAGAGCACCUAUGUCCGCGCUGUACAUGCACUGCUCACUAGCAUGGGCCGCCCGGCUGCCAUCAUCAACCUGGACCCGGCGGGUGAAGAAGAGCCCGGGGCGGCUGUCACCCUGCGGGAGCUGCUGUCUCUGACGGAGGUGAUGUCAGAGCUGCACCUAGGACCGAACGGCGCCCUGCUGUACUGCAUGGAGUAUCUGCAGGGGAACCUGGACUGGCUGCGGGACCGGCUGCUCAGCCUCCGGGGCUCUUACCUCCUGUUUGAUUGCCCGGGGCAAGUGGAGCUUUACACCCACCACCCGGCUCUGCCCAAAAUACUGAAGCAGCUGGAAACUUGGGGCCUGCGGCUGUGUGCAGUACACCUUGUGGACUCCCAUUAUUGCACAGACCCAGCCAAGUUCAUCUCUGUCCUGUGUACUUCUUUGAGUACCAUGCUUCAUGUGCAGCUGCCACACAUCAACAUCCUUUCCAAGAUGGAUCUUAUUGAGCAGUAUGGUCGCCUUGCUUUUAAUAUUGACUACUACACUGAGGUUAUGGAUCUUUCCUAUCUGGUGAAUCAUCUGACCUCUGAUCCAUUUUUUCGGCGGCAUCGUAGGCUUCAUGAGAAAAUAGCGGAGAUCAUCCAGGAUUAUGGACUGGUGUCAUUCAUGCCACUCAGCAUCAAGGAUGAACAAAGUAUGAAGAGAGUUUUGGCUGCUGUGGAUAAAGCAAGUGGGUUCUGCUUUGGGGCAGAAAACAGAUCACCUGGAAAUCUUAUGUCUGCUGUAGUAGGGGCGGACUUCCAUUUCACAUCAACACUGGCGUUUCAAGAGAAAUAUGUUGAAAAUGAGACGCGAACAGUGGAAGAGGAGGCAUUGGACUUGUAAUCUUCAGUCUGCGUUGAGGCACAUGGCUUUCCUAAUGAGGAAAAUGCAGCUGAUAUAACUUCAGUAUAGUAUAAGUAUAGCUGUAUGAAUCUUCUUCACCUGGACACUGGAUAAAGAGUUGCACCAUCCUUGGAGUUCCAUUUCUACUAUAUAGCAUGCCCUACUAAUCAUAAAAAGAAAAAAACAAAAGAACAACACAAGAUGUGUAACUUGCUAGUGUCACUUGACUGAAUACUGUAGAAGCAGAAGGUCAUACGGAGAUGUAGGUAAUGGAACUUCUGCAAUCAAGCUUAUGAGGUCUGGGGCCAAAUGUAAUAGAGUGAGAGAUUUGGUAAGGUUCUGCCGUUUGUUUAUUUUUUAAAGUGGCGAUCAUUUACACAGCAAGAUCAACAUGGUUUUGCAGUGUAAAUGAUUGCCACUUUAAAAAAAAAACUACUGCAAAACCUUACCGAAUUUCUCACUCUAUUACAUUUGGCCCCUGGUCUGCAGUUGUGACCACAUUGCUUUUACAGGUCUGCCCUUGCUCUUACCCCGUGUUAGUCACUUUGGCACAUAUGAUGGCUUUUACCAUCUGUGUAUUGUUCAUCAUUUUCCAGUGUUUAGGACUGAAUAUAAUUUACAGUGAGUACAGCAACACCGGUGUCCAUGAUCCUAGUGCCUGUUUUCAUAGUGCAUUACUUUUACUGGAUUCCCUUUGGAAUGCUGCUUGUGAAAAUGCUUACAAAGUGCUCAUUAGAGCUUAGGCGUGAGGAAUACAUUUUGGUUUUAAGUUAUUUUUUUUUGUAUGAAAUCUAAAUAAAAAUCUCUUGUUCUGUUUUA